Molecule: messenger RNA, 306 nt
Organism: Prunus armeniaca (apricot)
Lineage: Eukaryota; Viridiplantae; Streptophyta; Magnoliopsida; Rosales; Rosaceae
Source: the annotation of a GenBank genome assembly
AUGUGGAGAUCAGAGAAAGAGAUCCACUCAAUGAUAUUGCGGGUUGCAACACAACUUAGUACUGAGGCGGCUGAUGAGAAAGACCUUAUGCAAGUGAUACUCAAGGGAGCCAAAAAUUAUGGUGAUGCUGAUAGCCUAUUUUCAGGUAUCUCCCGAGAGAAGUUCAUAGUGGAUAAUUGCAAGAGUAUAUACUUAGCUGGCCACGAGACCACUGCCGUCACAGCAUCAUGGAGCUUGAUGUUACUAGCUGCAAAUCCAGAGUGGCAAGCUUGUACCCGUUUGCAUGGAUCGCAUUCCAGAUGCUGA